UAAUUUAUUAAUUAUUAUUUUAAAAAACAGGCAAAUCUGACCCCUCUCUCUCUCUCUCUCUCUCUCUCUCUAACAAUUCCUCAUUAUCUUGUUCUUAUCUUCUUCGAUUCUUGCUGUUUUGCUUUCCCUUUCCAGUCUUCGCCUAUUCAUAUAUGGACAGCUAACAUUUUGUGGUUUUGGGAUUAAAUAAAAAGGAACAGCUAGAGCUUUGUUGUUCGCAUUGUGACUAGUUUAAAGUUAAAGUUGAGGAAUGGCCGAAAAAUCGUGUGUCAAGCGUCUUCAGAAGGAAUAUAGAGCACUAUGUAAAGAGCCGGUUUCCCAUGUCGUUGCCUGCCCUUCCCCUAGUGAUAUCCUUGAGUGGCAUUAUGUAUUGGAGGGAAGUGAAGGAACAGCUUUUGCAGGUGGAUAUUACUACGGAAAGAUCAAGUUUCCUCCUGAGUAUCCCUAUAAACCUCCUGGAAUCACCAUGAUUACUCCUAAUGGACGCUUUGCAACUCAAAAGAAAAUCUGCUUGUCUAUGAGCGAUUUUCAUCCCGAAAGUUGGAAUCCAAUGUGGUCUGUAUCAAGCAUACUUACAGGGCUUCUUUCCUUCAUGAUGGACAAUAGUCCCACCACAGGCAGUGUGAACACUACUGAUGCUGAGAAAGCACAUCUAGCAAAGAAUUCUCUAGCUUUCAAUUGUAAGAACCCAACAUUUAGGAAGUUGUUUCCAGAGUAUGUGGAGAAGUUUAACCAGCAGCAGCAUUCUGAGCAGAUUAUUUCAGAGCGGGUGCCACAGGAGGAGAAAUCCAGACCUAGUAUGGAAAAACUUGAUAAUUCAUUAGAAGAUCUGAAUAGAAUAGAUACACUGAAGGACACAAGAAGAAACGCAAAGCACACAUUCCCAACCUGGGUGAUGUUGUUGCUGGUGUCCAUCUUUGGCAUCGUAAUGGCAUUGCCUUUGCUUCAACUCUGAUCUCUAGACUGCAGAAGUGCAAAUUUUAGAACGGUUAGCAGACAUGCAAGCUUUUGCUAGGUGAAGAACAAUUCUUAUAAUGCUCCUCAGUUAUGCCCUAUAUUCGACAGAACUUGUAUAGAGGUUGAUCCUGAAAGACUCACUUGGGUCUUUUUAUGUUAUCAUUGGGAGUUUGGUAGUUAAUUCCUAAAAGAGAUACAUGCUUGUGGCCUUAUUUUCUAAAGUUAGAUGAAAUCAUUUGUGUUA
This is a messenger RNA of Hevea brasiliensis (rubber tree), 1201 nucleotides long. Its product is annotated as ubiquitin-conjugating enzyme E2 34. NCBI's taxonomy places the organism in Eukaryota, Viridiplantae, Streptophyta, Magnoliopsida, Malpighiales, Euphorbiaceae. The transcript is spliced from 10 exons. The coding region runs from base 251 to 955 and encodes 234 amino acids. The record is from RefSeq and is a predicted model, not a curated record.